CAGCCAUUGCCGCCAUGAUUCCGGUGUCGCUGGUGGUGGUGGUGGUGGGUGGCUGGACUGCCGUCUACCUGACCGACUUGGUGCUGAAGUCAUCAGUCUACUUUAAACAUUCUUAUGAAGACUGGCUAGAAAACAAUGGAUUGAGCAUCUCCCCGUUUCACAUAAGAUGGCAAACUGCAGUUUUCAAUCGUGCCUUUUACAGUUGGGGUCGACGGAAAGCAAGGAUGCUUUACCAGUGGUUCAAUUUUGGAAUGGUGUUUGGCGUAAUUGCCAUGUUUAGCUCGUUUUUUCUCCUUGGAAAAACGCUGAUGCAGACUUUGGCACAAAUGAUGGCUGAUUCUCCCUCUUCUUAUUCUUCUUCCUCUUCUUCCUCCUCUUCUUCCUCUUCCUCCUCCUCUUCAUCCUCUUCCUCUUCAUCCUCCUCAGCUCUUCACAAUGAACAGGUGCUACAAGUUGUAGUUCCUGGCAUAAAUUUACCCGUGAAUCAACUGACCUAUUUCUUUGCUGCAGUCCUCAUUAGUGGUGUUGUACAUGAAAUUGGACAUGGGAUUGCAGCCAUUAGGGAACAAGUUCGAUUCAAUGGCUUUGGAAUUUUUCUCUUCAUUAUUUAUCCUGGAGCUUUUGUUGAUCUAUUCACCACUCAUUUGCAACUUAUAUCACCAGUCCAGCAGCUAAGAAUAUUUUGUGCAGGUAUCUGGCAUAAUUUUGUCCUUGCAAUCUUAGGUAUUUUAGCGCUUGUUCUCCUCCCAGUAAUUCUCUUGCCAUUUUACUACACUGGAGUCGGAGUGCUUAUCACUGAAGUCGCUGAGGACUCACCUGCCAUUGGACCCAGAGGCCUUUUUGUGGGAGACCUUGUCACCCACCUACAGGACUGUCCUGUUACCAAUGUACAAGACUGGAAUGAAUGUCUAGAUACUAUCGCCUAUGAGCCCCAAAUUGGCUAUUGUAUAAGUGCAUCAACUUUACAGCAGUUAAGCUUCCCAGUUAGAGCAUACAAACGGCUAGAUGGUUCCACGGAAUGCUGUAACAAUCACAGCCUCACAGAUGUGUGCUUUUCCUAAAAAAAUAAUUUUAAUAAGCGUUUGCACACAUGUCUACCUGCCCGGAAAGCAGUUGAAGCCACCCAAGUUUGUAGAACCAAUAAAGAUUGUAAAAAAAGCUCAAGUUCAAGCUUCUGUAUAAUACCUUCUUUGGAAACUCACACUCGCUUAAUAAAAGUGAAACACCCACCUCAAAUUGAUAUGCUGUAUGUAGGACAUCCACUGCAUCUUCACUACACAGUGAGCAUCACCAGUUUUAUCCCACGUUUCAACUUUUUGAGCAUAGAUCUGCCAGUGGUUGUGGAGACAUUUGUCAAGUAUCUGAUUUCCCUCUCGGGAGCUCUGGCUAUUGUUAAUGCAGUACCCUGCUUUGCUUUAGAUGGGCAGUGGAUUUUAAACUCGUUCCUGGAUGCUACCCUUACCUCAGUGAUUGGAGACAAUGAUGUCAAAGAUCUCAUCGGAUUUUUUAUCUUGCUUGGUGGCAGUGUACUUUUGGCUGCCAAUGUGACCCUGGGACUCUGGAUGGUUACAGCACGGUAAUAUUUGCUCUCAUCUGACCAAAUCUCUUGAGUUACAACAUUCAGCUAUGUGGUAAUAUCCAUUGCCAUUGAAAUCCUUACUUGGUAUGAAAUAUGAAGUAUUUCCUUAAAAUUACAUCCUAGCCAACAACUUUGAGCUUCUCCUAUAUCCAGAGUAACCACACUCUGUAGUGGAGAAUAAGCAGAAAAAGUGAAAGACAGUCCCUGACUACAUUCUAGUUUUAAAGACUGAGUGUACAUACCUCGGAAGCUUGUGGAACAAUUUAUAAAUAAGUGCAAGUUCAUGUAGUACCAUUUUGUGUGACUACAUGUUAUUUUGAAAUAGUAUACAGAAGAACAGGAUGGGGUGAAAUUAAUCAGAAAAAGUUUAUUGAAAAAGCAUCAUUAAUCAAGAUUUGAAGACCAACCAGACAUUGGCCAAGAGGAAGGAUGAGUGUUUUCUUGGCCUAUAUCUCUUGUCCUUUGUCUUGUUUGAAAAGUUUUUGAAAACUUAAUGGUAUGGUUUUUUUUGCUCUGAAAACUGAGAUCUGAUCAAAAUUAAGUUAAUAAAAUUGUUUGAAGGAAUCUGCUGACAUUAAAGGGAAAAUCUUUGUCAAAUGAUACCAAAUAAAUGAACAAAGUAGGAAGUAGGGCCUAUGAUAUCCUAAGACAUGCUUUGUCCUACAGAGUUGCCUCUUUGAUAACGUGUCUCUGCACCCCAUAAAGCAUAAAGCAGCACAAGCCUUGACAUUUAGAGUGCUGCAGGAAGUGUCUCACACCAGCAGGUAGCGUAUGAGUUGAGAUAGUUAGUGUUGAACCUCAGAACUAAGUUGGGUGUUCUGACCAAUCAUAAGACAGACCACAGAUUCUUCAGCAGUCCUGGUUAUCAUUCUCUAUAGAGCUUUGAACCCUGGACUCCUGGGGUAGAUAUUUUCUCCUGUGCUCUAGCUCCUGGAUCCUAUCUUCAGGAAGCAAUGACCUUUAAACCCUGAGCCAUACUCUGUCCUCACCAGCAGCUCCCAUGUUUCUUUGUGUCAGGUGAUUUAACACCUAGUCUUUGUUGUCUGUCUCUCCCCUGAGCUACCUCUGUGGGUCCACAGAGGACUUGGUAGUUUACAAUGAGAAUGGCUGCACAUGAGGGCAAACAUGUUGUCAGAAAGCCAUACCAGGUUCAAGACCUGGUGGGGUGGGAGGAAGUCCUGGGACACAUGGGGAAUCAGGCUGGUGUGAAGCUGUUGGUCUUAGAAGUGUAUGAGCAUGCUGCUUCUUUGAUGAAAAGUACACACUUCUUACACCUACUCAAGAAGUGAUAAAAGGCAAUAACUCAUUAUAGCCAUGUAUCCAACUUCUUCACUAUGAUAUAUUCGUGGGGUUACCUUUUCCAGAUCGUUGAUUUGCUUUUUAAGCACUAAAUCUUUUUAAUCAUUUUUAAUAAACUUUUUAGAUUUAUUACAAAUUUACCUUCUUAAACAGAAAUUAUAUAUGGAAUAUAUUAUUUUAACAUUUUAUUAAUAACAGGUCAUCAGUUAAUAUCAGUGCUAAAACCAUACGAAUUGUUGGUUUAUCCCACAAAACUUGGCAUUUGUUCUGUACUGAGGUAAACAGUCCGUAUCAAAGUGUGGUAGCAAAGUAGUACUCAGACUUUUUUAGGUAACAGCUUGGAAAAUGCCAUUGACUGCUUACAUCAUUACUUCAGUUACAUAAACCAAGCAAUUUACUAAGAUAAUUGUAUAUGUGCAAGUCAGUUAUUUUAAAAUAACUGACAAAAUAAUACAAUAAAGGAAAUCCUGAACAUAAAUUUCUUUUUCUGGGUAAAAACAAAAUAAGACAAAACCAAAACUCGCUUUAUUUUAGCUAUUAAACACCUUGUUCUGUUGGUUCAUAGGGUCAGGGUUUGGGAACCACUCUAGGAAACUGAGCACGUUGGUACUAUUUGUUUAGACAUGGCCUCAUUGUAUAAGAAUGGUAAGCUGUGUGUGGUUUCAUCAGCUUGAUUGUGGACACUUCUAGAGCAAGGACCAUGUCAUAUUCAUCUUUGUACUCUGGCACAGUGCAUGAGAUAUCAUAGUACUUAAUAAGUGUGGUUGAAUGGAUAAUGAUUAGUGUUAUUUAUGGAUUAGAAAAGCAUGUUUCUAUUUAAGUAAGCUGUAAAAAGUAUUAUUAAUAUUUACUGUAAAUACAUGUUAACAUAAAAAAACUUUGAAGAUCUUUGUGUCCCUAGUGUACUAUCAUCUUUAUAGAAAGAAUCCAUUUCUGUUUCUAUAGAGCAAUUAGAAAAAUGAAUUAUUUUGAAGAUUUGAAGAAAGUGUUCUUUAUGUGUUGUCACUUUGUUCCCUAGUAAAACUUGAUUCUCAGUGUUCUUACUCUGCAUUGUUUACAUUUUUGAGAGUUUUUAAAAUCACCUGCAGUUUGAAAAGAAUGUACAUAUUCUUUUCAGCAUCUCAGUUUGAAAAGACAUGCAGUUGAACUUAACCUUUUGAUAAUCGCUCUUACAGGUCGUUGUUCUAACAGCCAAUUGUAAACAUGUUUCAUAGAUAUGUGGGUCUUGGUCAUCAUUCUAUCCUGUGGUAUUUCUCAAAUGUCCAUAAUGGUGCACAGGUUUUUGUUUCUGUUUUUGUUUUUUUCUGCAAAUCUUUUGACUGUGUUGUAAUUCAUUCUUUAGCUUUAACUUGAAGAUUUAAUUGCUGGCAUUUGAUGUUUAGCAAGAGAAUAAUAAAUGUAUA
Molecule: messenger RNA, 4281 nt
Organism: Tupaia belangeri chinensis (Chinese tree shrew)
Lineage: Eukaryota; Metazoa; Chordata; Mammalia; Scandentia; Tupaiidae
Gene: MBTPS2
Product: membrane bound transcription factor peptidase, site 2
Exons: 11
Coding region: 15-1061 (348 amino acids)
Biological process (GO): regulation of response to endoplasmic reticulum stress; membrane protein intracellular domain proteolysis
Cellular component (GO): membrane; cytoplasm
Molecular function (GO): protein binding; metalloendopeptidase activity
Source: RefSeq, a predicted model, not a curated record